Danaus plexippus (monarch butterfly) is the source of this 695-nucleotide messenger RNA. RefSeq names its product boophilin-H2-like. The transcript has 4 exons. Lineage: Eukaryota; Metazoa; Arthropoda; Insecta; Lepidoptera; Nymphalidae. Bases 45 to 665 code for a protein of 206 amino acids. Gene Ontology annotation, molecular function: serine-type endopeptidase inhibitor activity. The record is from RefSeq and is a predicted model, not a curated record.
AUGAUUAUGUAUAAAUAUAAUAGGUAUAAACUUGAGUGUACAAAAUGCAGUUGAAUAAUAUGUAUAGAAUACUUUUAAAAACUAUAUAUUUCAUAAUCAUUUUGGGCUUAAUUAUAAUGCCUGUAGUAAAAUGUAAAGACAGAAAAAAACUAUUCAGAUUUAAUGUAAAAACACAAAUAGGUUCACAAAAAUUUUGUUUGAAAAUGGACAGGACGUUGCAAGCACAACACAAGUCUUGUUUAUUGAGGCCGGACACUGGACCAUGUAGGGCAGAUAUCCUGCAGUGGUACUAUGAUGCAAAACAAGGAAAAUGUUUUCGCUUUUAUUGGGGAGGAUGUCAAGGAAACGGAAACAAAUUUGAAACUGAAGAUGAGUGUCUAAAGCACUGUCAUUUAGACAGAAAAACAAUGAAAAGGACAAUACCUCACUUCUGUCAACUUGCAUUUGAUUAUGGACAUUGUUUUGGUCAUUUCAACCGUUUUGCUUGGGAUUCACUGACUAAGACCUGCAGACGUCGAAUGUAUUCUGGGUGUGGUGGAAACCAGAACAACUUCCAAACCAGAAUGGAGUGUGUAAGGACAUGCCUCAUACCUCCCAACAAUACACUUGAGAAUUACGAUCAUCACACAACUUGUGUUCCAAUAUUUUUACAUGACGUCUUUUAGCUAAUUUAUAAAAUCUAUUCCUAUACUGUU